Messenger RNA from Lytechinus variegatus (green sea urchin), 1476 nucleotides. RefSeq lists its product as uncharacterized. The record is from RefSeq and is a predicted model, not a curated record. NCBI's taxonomy places the organism in Eukaryota, Metazoa, Echinodermata, Echinoidea, Temnopleuroida, Toxopneustidae. The transcript is spliced from 8 exons. Gene Ontology annotation, cellular component: trans-Golgi network. Bases 204 to 908 code for a protein of 234 amino acids.
UAGACAGCGAAAAUACAACGGUAGCUAGAAACCGAAAAUCAGAACUGGAGUGGAGAGUGGAGACUAAAGUAUUGUAAACCUCUACGAUCAACAAUGACGGCUCGUCAAAGAUGCUUUAUGAUUUUGUUCUUUCUAAUGGUUGUCGUUUACUUUGAGGACGUAGAAAGUCAGUCUUGCCAACCGUUAGCUGGAACGACCAAGAAAUGCGCUUGCACAUACCAGGACGGGAGUACCGGUACCUCAAAAUUUAUAGACUUCACUCCACUGGCGAAUGCAGCGGGCCAGGGCCCGCAUUCCCAUACAAGGAUGUACAAAGUGAAGAUUACAAGUAUGCAUACAACCCAUGCUUUCCAUUUUCUGACGAAUUUUGCCAGGACACAGCAGCAUGCCAGGUAUCACAAGAUGAGAAGUACAUUUACCCAAUUGGUGACCCAUCUAGUGUGUCGUACACAGUAGAUCCCGAUAAUUCAGAUAUUGUCAUCACAUACGCUCCAGUGAGUGAGAGGUCAGCUGUUGUUAAUUUUCAUUGUGAUGCAACUGCACUGACGCAAGCAACAUACACUCCCCUUGGUGAACAAGGUUCUGAUUUUAAAUUUACAAUAGGUACCUGCCUUGCGUGUCUAACUGAUAUACCAAACUGUCAUUCUAUUUCUCCAACUUCUCCACCAGGAGGGGGAGACUCGUUUAUUGGAGGAGCUUUAUGUAUUACGUUUACAGUACUAGUGGUUGUGUACGUUGUCGGGGGAAUCCUCUUUCAAAAAUUCCAUCGAGGUGCAACGGGAAAAGAAUUGAUUCCAAACUAUGCUUUCUGGACAGACUUCCCAAUUUUAGUAAAGGAUGGUUUCAUGUUUCUCAUUGGACUCUGUAGAGGAGGAAGCAGUGGAUCAGAUUAUGAAAGUAUUAAAUAAAACAGACUUCACUUACAUGAAUGAUAUCAACAGUGCUUCUCUAAUCAUCACAGUACUUCUGUAAUAACUACUUAUAAUCAUACCAUUAACAUGGCAACAGCUCUCCAGGACUUGGCUCCACAACAAUACCUCUUCCAUAAAGCAGAAAGAGACAAAUUCUUGGACCUGGUUCUACAAAUCAUCAUGUGCCUAACAUCUUUAACAAAUCCUGUAUGUGACCUUAAAAGUGUAGUGAAACCAGCCCGUAGUUGCUGUCUUCCAAUUGGUGUAACUUGGUAACUGACUUCAUACACCCCACCUAAAUCUAAGUGACCAAAGUAAUCAAGGUUUGUAAGACAAGCGAAAGAUAAGGGUCAGUAAUAAACUGGUACGUCUCUAUAAAUUUUACCCAAGAUAAGAACUCGGUCAUAUGCUUCUGCGACAACUGCUCCUGUCUUAUUUUUUUCAGAGGGCAUAGGAUUAGGAUUAGAGAUAGGAUUGUAAUGGAGUUUUUGUUUCGAAUAAAGAUUAGAGUAUUGGAGGUUAGGUUUUAUGUUUGACUUCAUGUGUAGAUUUUCCAUCGGAGCAA